AUGAUGAGGCUGGGAUCCAAGAUGAAAGACAUUGGAACCCAGGACCUCUCCUCUGCUGCCCCAACUACUACCACAGCUGCUCAAACCACAACCACUGCUGCUCCAACCACAACCACAGCUGCUCCCACAACAACCGACAUUACUCCCACAACAACCACAGCUGCUACCACAGCUGCUGCAACCACUGCUGCUCCAACAACAACCACAGCUGUUCCCAAAACAAGCACAACUGCUCCAACCACAACAACAACUGUUCCCAAAACAACUACAGCUGCUCCAACCACAACCACAUCUUUUCCUAAAACAACCAUAGCUGCUCCCAAAACAACCACAGAUGCUCCAACCACAACCACAGCUGCUCCCAAAACAACCACAGCUGCUCCAACAACAACCACAGCUGCCCCAACCACAACCACUGCUGCUCCACCAACCACUGCUACUCCAACAACAACAACAGCUGCUCCCAAAACAACCACAACUGCUCCCACAACAACCACACUUGGGAACAUUUUCAAAAACAAAUUCCAUUCAUUCAAGUAUUUUGGAUCAUUUUCCUUUGGGAAAGGGUCAGUCAUCAACAAUGUGAACCUUGAAUUUGAAUCCUCAUCUGUUCCUACUGAAAAUGAAAUUAUUGAUGUUUUGAUGGAGGCAGACUCAAACAUCACAGAAUUUAACAUCGUCACAGCUUCCGUAGAUGGAAUAACUGCUCCAUCCACAACCACAGCAGCCCCAACUACAACUACAGCUGCUCCAACAACAACCACAGCUGCCGCCACAACAACC
Messenger RNA from Nematolebias whitei (Rio pearlfish), 783 nucleotides. Its product is annotated as mucin-5AC-like. The annotation marks the transcript as partial. Lineage: Eukaryota; Metazoa; Chordata; Actinopteri; Cyprinodontiformes; Rivulidae. The transcript is spliced from 6 exons. The record is from RefSeq and is a predicted model, not a curated record.